CUGGUUUCUCAGUAGAGUUUAUAGAAAUCCACUGCUCUAGAGAGAAAGUGGACUACUUUUUUGGAAUCCAGCAGAUAUUCUGUAAAGUUUUAGAAUCAUGCCCCUCCGGGUUGUUAUGCAGGGUCCUGGGCCUUGGGGGUUCCGUCUGGUCGGUGGGAAGGAUUUUGAACAGCCCUUGACCGUCUCACGUGUUACCCUUGGGAGUAAAGCGGCCCAGGCCAACCUCUGUAUCGGAGACAUGAUCCUGGCCAUCGAUGGGGAGGCAACUGACGGCAUGACGCACCUGGAGGCCCAGAACAAGAUUAAAGGCUGUGUGGAGGAAAUGGUCCUCUCUGUCGAUAGGUCAGAAUCUAAAAUGUGGUCUCCACUAGCAUCGGAUGAAGGCAAGACCAACCCUUACAAGAUGAACCUAGCGUCAGAACCGCAGGAGGUGAAACACAUAGGCUCUGCCCACAACAGGAGUGCCAUGCCAUUCUCCCCAGGUGGACCCAAGGUGGUCACCAGUCAGUACAACAACCCAGCCGGCCUGUACUCCUCAGAGAACAUCAAGGACUUUAACAGUGCUGUGGACGAUGUCAAGACUGUUGCCGCAGCCAACGAAUCUGCCAAUGUGCCAGAUGACGCUAAGGCUGCUGGGAAACCUGGGAUUCCCGCUGACUCGGAAGUGUACAAAAUGCUGCAAGAGAACCAAGAGUCCAACGAGCCGCCGCGACAGUCUACAUCUUUUAAAGUGCUGCAGGAAAUCCUUGAAACAGGCGACCCCGACAAACCCUCAGGCUUCAGGAGCGUGAGGCCCCCCACCAAUAAAAUGGGUGCCUCCCUGGGAAAAGCAGACAAACUACCUAUCUGUGACAAAUGCGGCUCAGGGAUUGUGGGCAUCGUAGUGAAGCUGCGAGACAAGUUGCGCCACCCAGAGUGCUACACGUGCACCGACUGUGAUGUCAACCUCAAGCAGAAAGGCCACUUUUUUGUGGAGGACAAGAUCUACUGCGAGAAGCAUGCGCGUGAACGAGUCACGCCACCCGAGGGCUAUGACGUCGUCACAGUCUUCCCUAAGUAGAAUGCCAAUAUCACUUCCUGCCCGGAUUUCCAAACUGGAUAUGAGACUGGAGGAAAUAUCAAAAGAGUUACCUGAAAACAUUCCAGAAAUGUAGUGAGUUCCAUUAGAUGGAAGUGGUCGACUGCUCAUGGUAUUGACCAAGUGGAUAAUGGAUUUUGUUGUGUAUUAAUGCUGCCAUUUAGUAUGCAAAACGUUUGCACAUAUACUUCUGGAAAAUGUUUAAGUAUAAAAGCCCUCGAAUAAUGGCUUUUAGAAAGGUGCCACAGACAGAAAAUGGUUCAAACUAUGUGUAUAGCACAUAUAUGCUUAAUCAAAAUAUCCUUUAAAGCAAAUAUGCCAAAAACUGCCUCAAAUUAAAGUAAAUCUGUUUAUACUUUUUUAUAUGAUGAAUUUGUAAAUAUGUCCAUGAUGUAAAAACACUGAAGCAUUGUGUAUGUCUUGGAUAUUAAACCACCAUCAAGACUGUAUCCCUUCCUUUGAUGUUUCUAUGAACCUCCCACUGUGUUCAGAUCCAAAAACAAAUUUUGCAAUACCUGUAACUGAAUAAGUAAAUAAAAUUGAAUAUGUUUUUACUUGA
Molecule: messenger RNA, 1637 nt
Organism: Alosa sapidissima (American shad)
Lineage: Eukaryota; Metazoa; Chordata; Actinopteri; Clupeiformes; Clupeidae
Gene: pdlim1
Product: PDZ and LIM domain 1 (elfin)
Exons: 7
Coding region: 98-1060 (320 amino acids)
Biological process (GO): heart development; actin cytoskeleton organization; muscle structure development
Cellular component (GO): Z disc; adherens junction; stress fiber
Molecular function (GO): actin binding; muscle alpha-actinin binding
Source: RefSeq, a predicted model, not a curated record